AUGACGGUGAAUACAGCAAGGUUUACAUAUGAAUUGAUCUUCAAUGCACUGCCGAUAAAAUCAGGUACCGGAGGAUACGUUGAAGUGGAAAAUGAACCAUCGUUCGCAAGCUGCCGGCUGAUACUUUUCAAUCUGGCCACUACAUACGGCAUCGACGCAGUGCUGGAAGAGAGUAUGCGGCUCAUAGAGAUCAUCACAAAACAACAGAAAACAAGCAGUUUAUCGGAAAAGGCGCUGUGCUCUCUGAUAGUUUUGCUACGGCUUUUAAGCGACACCGCCGAGCUGUGCUGGAAGCACGAAGACCCGCAGCGGUCGCCCGAAACACAAGACUUCCCGGACGAAGAAGAAACAAUGUCAAAAACUGACGUGGGCUUUGCAACGCAGAAAUCGUGUUUUCAUACCACACGUCCGAAGGCCCUGGAUUCUGCAAUUGCCCUGCGGCUGGUCAAAGUUCGAAGCCGGCUGAAGUAUAACUCCACCACCAUGCGCGCCUUGCGUAAAAUAUCGUCUUCGUCACACUACCUUAGUCAAUCCAACCCGCCUGCUUCUAGCAGCAAAUCCGACGCGGCUGGUUUUGAAGACCAAGAGAUUUCACCACUUUUCAGAAUCAUCGAUACCAACCUGGAUUAUUUAGGUCGGUUUGUCGCAGCAGCAAAUCCUACUGAGUUUUCAGAUUUUAUGGACGCCUCCAUCAUCACACCUCUGGCAAGUACACGCAGUAGUGAGAACGAUGUUGUGCCUUUUUUGGAUAUGUUCUCCACCUUUUAUGUCACAAUCACGAGCCUCCCAACUUUUCUCCAAAAUGUAUCUAAAGUGCUAGAGAGUUUGAAAAAAAGCUCCCAUCAAGAAUUGGUGCUGAUGUACACAUCCCAGGCCAUCAUGACUUGGAUUCUUUCACGGCCCUCCGAGUAUGUUGAAGUGAUCAACGAAAUUACGAAUUCUUCCAAAGAUGCACCCGCCCACGCGACAUGCAAAAUUUCAUCAACUCUCUUUGAUGAUAUCUACUCUAGCUUCAAUGUCCCAUAUGUGCUUACAACAACGGCCUCGUCUAAUGCCGCGAUUUCAGAGUUCAAGAGCUCUCCUCCCUCGUCCGAUGCCUCAUCUCCAAUAAGCUCUUCGGGAAGUGCUUCGUAUUUUCAAACUGACACAUCAGAUCUAAGACGAUCGUACACAUACUCAAAAUCUGAUCUGGAUUCGCAAAUGCAGUCAUUAGGCUGGGAUUUUCUAACAUCCUCAGUCCUGUCAGGGUCCCUUUUUCAGGUGGAAGAUGUAGCCAAUCUGUCCAUUUUGAGAUUUUCAGUGGUUAUGCUCCUGUUUCAACCCAAUGCUUUUGAAGAGAUGAACUCAAUGAGUUUCAAACAUAUUCCUGAUGAAGGCGGCUCAAGUCCAGACGAUACUCCAAAAGUCAGCCCUGACGAAGACAAGAAAAAAUCCCAGAACCAGCUCGCCAAGCUCAAACCGUCAACCCAUAAGAAACUACAAAGUUUCAAGUUUCCUUCCCUCACUCCAACAAGCAAAAAAGUCAAGUUUUUGACGACGCUUGUAAAAAAUAUCAAUGGCUCACAAAUAGUAUCCGAUACCUCACUGCUUGAUACAUUGAGGACCCUGGUUUUGAUGUUUAGAGCAUGCUCUUCAAUCAAGUUUGCCGAUGAAGAAUCUCCUGCUGUAAUGUUUUGCAAGAGGUUGCUUUUUGUUGUGGGUGAUGCUUUACAAUUAUGCGAUCCCUCUCAGGCAAAAAAAAAUCCGGUUAUCGCAAGAUGCUUAUCUCGCAAUCCUACCUCUCAUACGAAGCUUCAAAUCGCUUUCUUUGCUCCUGCUCUAAUACUUGAUCCUGAUACUUUCAUUUCUCACUUGAGUCACUUUACUCAAAACAAGCAUAUAGGAUACAAGCAUCUGAGGACUUUGACCGGAGGGUUCAAAAUAUUUUUCGGCAUUCCAAAUGUUACGAGAUCCAAUUUCGAAACCGUACUCAAGUCAAUUGACUUUUUAAGAGUUACGUUAGCCGAAAUGUCAGACGUGGUACUUUCGGCGCUGGAUCACUUUUCAGAUGGCUUCUAUUCAAUAGUAGAGGGCAUUUUAAGGGGUACCUUGAAAGACGGAACAGAUUUUUCGAAGAUCGGUCGAUGUUUCUCGCCACCGUUCCCCCUCAAAUCCACUCCAACAUUAUCCCCCCAACAAACGAAUAGCAAGACAGAAAUUUCUAGGACAGGAUCUUCUUCCUCUGUGUCGUCUGGUGCGAGUUCUUACAAUGAAAAAAGCACAAACGAAAGGCCAGCAAUACUUGCGCCCCGGGCCAGAAGAGUUUCAGGAUCGUCUCUCACAGCAGCUGGGAGGACGAACUCAAAAUUCACACAUCCGUUAGAGGUCGAUAAAUUUUCUCAUGGGACGAGGUCACAAUUCGAGAGUGUCAAUAGGAACAUGACCUCCCCUCUUAGAUUUUCUCGCUCAAAGGAGUUGUCAGAGCACAAUUUACCUUCGCUGCUCACGCAGCCCAGCGAUCAAAGGCUCAGUAAUGAUGGCUCCAUAUUGAUUUCUCAGAAUUUGACGAUCGCGGACCUUGCUGAUGCAAGAGCAGCAAUGAUCAAUAUAAUGUCAGUUUACAAAAGAACGGUGUGCGAUUACUUUUUGACCGUCUCUGAUCAAGGUUCAACAAGAGUCAUCGAUGAUUACAACACAUUAAUAAAACCACUUUUUGUUGGAUUGAUUGACGAGCACCCUGUCAUGCAGGCCACAGCUCGUUCCCUUUCCUCAUUUAUCUCUGCUUGGGUCAUGAAAUUGGGAGAUACCGAGGAAGCGAACGAAAUUCGCAUAGUAAUGUACAAGGGAUCUGCAUAUUUUGUGACACUUAUCUCCGCAGCUCUUUUUAACUUGGACUUAGAGGAUACCAGACGGGAACAGCUGCUGGAUGUCACUUUGAAAUUCAUGAAUCUUCGCCUUGAACUCACGACUAAAAUAGAUGCCACCACCUUGAAGGAUUUACAGAAAGAUACUCAUCAUUUGCUCCAUGGUUCUAUUGGCAGGGCUCUUCUAACUUCACUUAUUUCUCACGAACCAAAAAUCCACAAGCUUCUGAGAGCUUGCUUUAGAGGUCUCUUGAAAGAGCUGGACUCUCACGAUAAGAUCUUGGGCAGCUCAGGGGAAAGUGGAAAGCUCAAUACGCGUUUUUUCAGCUCAAUGUGCAAGGACAAUUAUGUUUCCACUGGAGCGGUAGCAUUUCAGCGGCGAAUGAGAAGCGAUAUUUUGAAAUUUGUCGAAUAUCCUGAUCGAAUGUUGUUCGACACAUUGAAAUUGAUGUACAGCCAAUGGCUGAAUUUCACGCGCAAGACCAAACACUCUCUCACAGAAGCAAAUCAAUUCAGAAAUAUUGCAGGGUUUGUUGCGUCAUCUUGUGGUGCCUUCCUCACCAUCGAUCAGAAAACUGUGACGGAAAAUCAUGUACACCCUGGUAUGCAAGCUGAAGUCAUCGAAAUGGUCGAUUAUUUCAUCUCGAUGCAGUGUUCCUGGUUAAAUGACCCGGACUUGAUGACGCGCGAAAAUUCGAAAGACAUAAUCAGCACUGAGCUGCAUCCUUUGGCCUUCAGAUGCCUCUUACAACACCUAAAAAAGAGAACGAAUGAGCUAGAGACCUUGGAUCUCGCUCAAGCGCAAAACGAACCUUCAGUUUUACUUCUAGAGCAGAUUGUUCUCAUUGUGCGAACUAUCUUGGAACGCGACGACGCCAAAGAAGAGCUCAUACUCAUUUCUGUUCAGGUUUUAACACUUUCUGACCAACUCUUCAAGAUAGUCGAAAAUGUCAGUCACGACUCGACUAGGUAUUAUAAGGCAAUUAUUCACUUGUCCAAGAUGCUCAAGUCAUAUGAAACCACGGAGCAAAAUCUUUGUGUUUCGGGAUACCUGGUGGUCAAAAAUCGAUGGCUGCGGUCUACUAUCGCAUUGUUUAAGUCCGCCAUCUUUAAGGAGCUGGACCUUGAGAAUUUGAGCAAACCUCACAGGGAAAUGAGUUUGAAGCGUAGGGAUCUCGAUUACCUCUAUAUCGACACUUCAAUUGAGUCGUCAAGAGCGCUUGCUUAUAUUACCAAGGACUUGAUGCUUGAAGUCCCUUUGUCAAUAUCUGAAGGUGAACUUAAACGAUCGAAAGCAGUAACAUUUGGUAACUACUUCAGUAUUUUGCUAAAGGGAUUGGAGAAAACUUCAACGGUUGAUGUGUACCCGUCAACGCUGCGCCAUAAGAUCGGAGUUUUGAAUGAUAACAUCAUCACUUCUUUAACAAACCUUCUAAAUGCAAACGUGGAUGUGGGCCUGAAAUACGCACUUCCCAUCGGGUAUUCAAAGAAUCAGAGGAUAAAAGUGGCUUUUCUCAAUGUUUUUGUGAAGAUUAUAUCAAAUUUUGAUCCUCAAACUUCAAAUCUUGCGGAAGCGAAAAAUGAACUGGUGGAAGAAUACGUUACGGAAUCGUUAUCUUGUCCUCAAUUGAUUCCAUUUGCUGCCAGAGUAUGUCCUGCUAAUGACAUAGACUCCUUGGCAAGCAGCAUGCUAUCCAUAUAUGAGGUGAAGAAUGCCUCGCAUAUCAUAGUGGUAGAAUUGAUAAAGGACGAGAUACAGAAUGCUUCUCGUUAUGCGGACGUGUUGCGCAGAAACAGCUGUGCAACAAGAACGCUCUCUAUGUUCUCGAGACUCAAGGGAACAUCAUACCUCAGGCAGACACUCAAGCCCAUCAUAAAUAAAAUCAUUGCAAACUGCGAGGAUUUUGAAAUUGAGAAAAUCACACCUGAAAACCCCAGUGCAGAGAAAAACGUUGCUUUGUUCAUCAAGUACCUUGGUAUGCUAAUUGACUCCAUUGUCGAUUCAGUGCCGUCAUUUCCACCACAGUUCUUUUUAAUCUGCCAGUCUAUUUACUCGAGCGUCAGGGAAAAGUUUCCAGGCUACGAAACUGCAGCAGUAGGGUCUUUUGUGUUUUUGAGGUUCUUUUGCCCAGCAUUGGUCAGUCCUGACUCUGAAAACCUUAUUGAUACCGUCACCUCCAAGCAAAAAAGAGCGUUCGUUACACUGGCGAAGGUUAUUCAAAACAUUGCCAAUGGCUCCAUCAGUUCCAUGAAAUGGCCUCUUCUCAAUUCGAGAUCAGAUUUUCUCAAAAGUUGUUCGGAACGAGUUUCGGUUUAUCUGACUGAACUAGCACGACCCAACCGUGUGGUAUCUACUCAACUUCGAAUGGAAGAAAAAGUCACACUUAAUGAAUUCAACUAUCUCCACCGGUAUAUUUACCAGCAUGGACUUGAUAUAAGAAGUGGAAUAAUAAGCGGUGUAAAAUCUCUUAAUGAUUUCGAGACCUUGAAAGGUUCUGCGAGGCUCACUGAUCGGCUUUUAUGGACUCUAGGACAACCUCGAAUGGAGUUCAGGAACGAAAUACCACCUUGGAUAAGGAACAAUAUGGAUGAACAGCCUGAGCUUUACGACUUCAUGUCGCGGCAUUCUCUAAGAACAUUCAACUUUAAGGACGACUACCCAUUUAUACAUGAAGCGGUGUCGUCUGACGGCCUACCCAUGAUUGUUGUUACAUUCGAAUUGCUCCAGAGGCAAAGUUGUGAUAUCGAAGCUGUGAUCUAUCGCACUUUCCAGGUUUAUGCGAAAAUCUGGAGUUCAAAGCAUUAUUUUGUUGUUGACUGUACUGGCUACAAUAAUGAUGCUGCUGUUGGGAAAAAACUCACAACGUCUUUCCUCAACCUAAUACCCAGUGAAGCAGCGAAAAACUGUGCCAAAUUCUUUUACCUGAAUAUGACGGAGGAGUUUCUGGAUUGGUGGCUUCCGUUGUUUAAAGGUCAUAAUCCUUUCCUUCAACCGCACCAGACCCAACACCAAUUUAUUAACAGCGACUCAAAUUCAAGUCUCAUCAAAAGCCUCAUGUUAAGCUCAUUCUCGAACGACGUCUUUUCGGAUGUUAGGGUGACCUUACGAGAUGUUUCUCUUUACGAUGCUCACAGAGGCCGCUUUACCCCGGUAACCAUGAAAAUUGGAAACAGGUACAUCCAGAUGAUCUGCGAAACACCCUAUCGUUUCAAAGUUGCUGGAAUUGAUGACGUCGUUGAGAUCAACUUCAACAGUGUUUAUGAGGUGGCCGCGGUGUCGUCAACAAUAGUCUCCUUCGAAACAGGGGUACCUUCGGAGUUUACUAUAAACUUCGAUGAUGGGACAAAAUUGGUUCUUUGCAGCUCAAAGUAUCUUGAGAUAAUCAAGAUUUUUUACUAUGCUCAAGCAAGGAUUGAAGAAGAGUAUGAUGGCGGUGAUUUAGAAAGUCAAAAACAAAAUGAGGCUAUUCAUAAUGAUGAAAAGGAGCACAAUGAAAUUUUAGGCAGCCUUUUACUCGUCAUUUAUGCUGGUUUUUGUAGCGACGACGAGGAGGUGAAAGACAUUUCUUACAAUGUCUUGGCAGCAACUCAGGAAGCCUUUAGUCUAGAUUUCGGGUUCAAGCUUCGCAUAUCUCCAGAGACGCAUGUUCCCCACGAUACUUCAGCGUUCUGUGAGUCCUUGUUCCAAGGCUUAUCAAAAAGUGCCCCAGAGUUAUCGUUGGUAGUAUGGAGGCUACUUCUUGAGGGCCUGUCGAAUGUAUUUGAUGUCGUACACGCACCUCAAGUGGUUAGCGCCCUAUCUCCAUGGGCUGCAAACCUGUACAAAUACGUGUAUCUCGCUGAUGAUGAAAAUGGUCCCGAGAAUGUUUCAGACAUCCUUCGGACGUUGAUUAAACUCAGCGUUAGAGAUGAAAGACUGACCAUGAUAUACAGCCAGAGUAUCUGGUCAGUUUUGAUUCUGGAAGCUAACCUUGUGCCUCUCAUUGUUGAUGAGAUUGUGAAUCACUCUAUCGAUAGGGACUCUGAAGGAGUUGAUUGGAAAAAUUCUGUCUCCCUUUUGACCAGAGUCUCUACCGUCGAGAUGUGCAGUGAGGUAGUGAACAGAAUUUUGAAGCUUUCGAGGUCAUUCUUACCCUCUCUAAAAAUGGAAGCCUCAACAAACAGCUGGUCUGAACUUAUUAUACUUGUCAACGUCACGGUAGCACUCUUCUUUGACUCGCUGCUACUCUCUCAACUGUUCCUACCCGAGGUGUUGUACAUCGUAUCACUUUUGAUCGAUGUCGGUCCUUCGGAGAUGAGACUGGCUUUACACAAGCUAUUGAUGAACGUGUGUCAAUCUCUUUCAACCAAUGAGUCGUUAUCUGCAGAAAAGAGAAGUAACCUGGAUAUGCUUAAAGAAACUUUCUCUCGUCAGAAAAUGAGAUUCAUGUCUGGAUUCAGCCAAGACAAAGGCCGCAUACUACAGAGUUUUAGCGCUUCAUCUUUUCUGAGCAAAUUCACAGCUUUAGAGCAGUUUGUGACAAGCAUUAUGUCGGUGAUGGAAAACGCGUCAGAAACAGAUAGCGUGCAAUGGAAGGCCAAGUACAACAAGUAUACAAUGGAUGCUGUUUUCAACGUGGGUUCAUUCCUUUCUGCUCGAGCAGCAAUGAUAAUCGGAAUUAUUGGUCAGCAUGGAAUGUCUGAGUUUCUCUGCAGAAAUAUGCUGCUUCAAACCAUCAAGACUGUCGCGGAACCGUACAUUAGUGAUGAACUUGUCUUCCUCAUGAUUUCUCACUGUUUUACGUAUAGCAAAGUCGUGCUAGGCCUUCAACCGCAUUCAACUUUGCUCAAGAGACUCUUCUGGCUGGCAACUACAUUCAUUCAAUCGCCCAACACUGUAUUCUACCAUGGCGGUCUCCUUUUCAUGGCAAACGCGGUCAAACGUAUAUCGAGCACCGAUCGAAGUGCGGAUGGAAUUUCACUGAAAACCAUGCUUUUCGCCAGUCGUAGGUUUGCCGAGCCACUACUAAUUGAACUCGAGGCAGUGAGCGAAUUGAAAUGGACCGAGGAAAAUUUCCCACAUAUCUUCCUGAACAUGAUAAGCAAGGGGAUGAUUAUACCCCAUGUCAAGCCCACUUCAGUGGAAUGCCUGAAUCUGAUGCUCACCUUAGCUUACCAAGAUCUGAAGUAUUCAACCGGCGACAGUUAUCUCUGCUAUCUUUUGAUCGUUUACCAAGUUUCCCGCCCCUCGAAAUUGACUGCAAUUCUUGCAGACCUUGAAGUUGAUGAUGAGUUUUACUACUUCGAUGAGCAUAAUUUUGUGCCACAGGGUCUUUUGAAUUGGGUAGAAUCAGACUCGGAGAAUUCUUUGAUAGCCUUAUACCAGGCAUCUAUCUACUUCGCCACUGGCUCUUCAGAUGAAUUAAGCAAGACACGUUACUUGCUGUUAUUGCAGCACCUAGUAGACAAAAACCCCAUGAAAGUCAUAAAGAUUUACUCUUUGAUCCGCACAGAGAUAAAUCGCAUAGCUACCUUCGAUUCUCAGUCAGAUUUUCCCCAGUUGGUAUUUUCGAUUGUCCAACAAAUAAUAAAAGAGAAGGAAUACGCAAAUUGCGACGCACAUUUGGCCGAAACAAAAGCUCUUUUGAAAGCCAGGAACCUCUCUGGUAUUCAUCGGAUUGACAUGCCCUCCAGUUUGGGUGAAUCUAUGGGUACUAUCAGAAUGAACCCUUACGCGACUUACGAAAGAAAAAAGCUAACAGUUAAAAUACUGUCGCGCAUGAUGAAAUCUCUGGAGGAGACUGAGUGA
Molecule: messenger RNA, 8631 nt
Organism: Lachancea sp. 'fantastica'
Lineage: Eukaryota; Fungi; Ascomycota; Saccharomycetes; Saccharomycetales; Saccharomycetaceae
Source: the annotation of a GenBank genome assembly